AUGUCCAUAAAGCAACUCACCAAGGAGAAGCUCCGCGCUCUGCUACCCGAUAAGGCCAAGGCUACUAAGGAGGAAGCUGAGAAGCCGAGAACAAAACCGAAAGCGAUCCGUCAACAGAUGAAGGCCGCUCUCAAGGAUAUUCGCUCCGAGAAAACGCAGUCGAAGCCGUACUACUCAUACAUCAGCACUGAAGGCCAAAAGUGA
Cyphellophora attinorum is the source of this 204-nucleotide messenger RNA. RefSeq lists its product as uncharacterized. The coding region runs from base 1 to 204 and encodes 67 amino acids. The record is from RefSeq and is a predicted model, not a curated record. The transcript has 2 exons. NCBI's taxonomy places the organism in Eukaryota, Fungi, Ascomycota, Eurotiomycetes, Chaetothyriales, Cyphellophoraceae.